Messenger RNA from Zea mays, 6141 nucleotides. RefSeq names its product DNA dependent RNA polymerase D largest subunit. The coding region runs from base 1753 to 5622 and encodes 1289 amino acids. The record is from RefSeq and is a predicted model, not a curated record. NCBI's taxonomy places the organism in Eukaryota, Viridiplantae, Streptophyta, Magnoliopsida, Poales, Poaceae. The transcript is spliced from 19 exons. Gene Ontology annotation, molecular function: DNA-directed RNA polymerase activity; DNA binding. Gene Ontology annotation, biological process: DNA-templated transcription.
AGAAGGGAAAAAUUCCAGGCAGCGCAGUGCGCACGCCCUGCGGCAAAUACACGAAUCCCCGAGCCGGGGGCGAGAAAACCGCAAAAGGAGAUUCUCCUCGCCCCUUCCACUAGACUACUGGAGUACCCGACGGCCCGAGGCGGCGAGCUCGUCGGCGACUGACCGCCGCCGGAGCAGCCGCCGCCUCCCGCUGGUUCCUGUACCACAGCCUCGCAGGAGCGCCUCCGUUCGCUACGCCACCCGCCACUGUGCUGUCGGAAGGCAGCUCGGACUACUCGCGCCGCCUCGGCUUCUCCGCGCUCGCCGCCCCUCCGCCGGCGUGAUCAAGGAUGGAGCUACAUCGUGAACCUCCUGAAGCUAUUCUGAAUGCCAUAAAAUUUGAUCUCAUGACGAGUACGGAUAUGGAAAAAUUGAGCAGCAUGAGCAUAAUCGAAGUGAGUGAUGUCACUAGUCCGAAGCUAGGAUUACCAAAUGGUUCCCUGCAGUGUGAGACUUGUGGAUCACAACGUGGACGCGACUGUGAUGGGCAUUUUGGUGUGACUAAACUGGCGGCAACAGUACACAAUCCAUACUUCAUCGAUGACGUUGUUCACUUUCUAAACCGAAUAUGUCCUGGCUGUCUCAGCCCAAGGGAAGGCAUAGAUACAAAGAUUAUCUGGCCAUUUUGUCAGGAGCUCUCUUUGUUCAUCUGAUGAACUAAAGUAACGCUUGAGAGUCCUUGACUGCUAAAACAAAUUUCAGUAUUACUACAUGUUAUUGUGCUAUACAUUGAUGAGUUUGUUUGCUGCAUGUUACCUUACCUCAUAUAAUCCUUUACUUAUUUAUUUCAGUAGGUAUUGAUACACACGAAAACAGUAUAAUGCUUUUUGAAGAAAAUUGUGUAUAUUAGUUUGAUUCUUACUAGCUUAGUGAGCUAUUAUUCUCUUUGUUGUUUCUUAUGUUAGUCAUCUUGUCCUGAAAUUAAAUAUAAUAUUGUAGUCGUGGUUGCAUCAAAGUUUAAUUCACAAGCCAUUUAUAUAGUUUGUGAGUUGAACUAGUUAAUCAUGCAGUCGAAUUAACUCUAACUGAUUUUUUUUAAAUAGAGCUUAGGCAUGGUAAAUUUACAUAAUUGCCUAGUUCACUUAUGGACUAAGUGAUGUUGUUCAACUGUUUACAAGUGAUUUUAAGUGUUAUAUCCAAUUUGUAACAUAUGGAAGCACAUGGCUAACAGUAGCGUCCUGGCUCAGUUUACUUUUGUUUUGGUAGGUAAUGGUGUGUUUAUUCCCACAGUUUGCUCUUCAUGUUUUGCCUAUUUUUUGUAUGUGGUAUAGUAGGGUACUUUUUUUCCCCUUCAUUGUAUAUGUUUAGUUUUCCUCUUGUGUAACCCUGCUUCUGGUAUUCCAAGGGUUGCUCCUUUAGGGAAAGUAGUGACAAACUAGUGUUUAUCCAUGAUAUUAUGCCUACUGCAUUUUCUUAUCAUGGUUUUAUCGAUUCCUAAAACUAGUAGAGGUGCUCUUGUUACGACACUAAUGUUUACACAUCCAUAAUGAGUAAAUGACCCAAUGGUCCACUGUUAAGUAAAAACCACACCUUUCUCUUAUAAAUCACUCUUUGCUUUAUUGAUUGAAGAGAUUGGAGAGAGAAAAGGUUCAAGCAACAUGCAAGUAUUGUUCGAAGGAUGGCUCUAAACUUUACCCUAGCAUAGUCUUUAAGACACUGUCAAGUCCAAGAGUAUUAUUAUUCAAGAGUAAACUUCACAGAAACGCCAGCGUGAUGGAAAGAAUUUCGAUUGUUGCAGAAGCUGCUGACAGAAUGCCUAAUAGAUCAAAGGGUAAAGGUUCGCUUGAAGGCCUGCCCCUGGAUUUUUGGGAUUUUGUACCUUCUGAGAAUAAACAAGUCCAGUCAAAUAUGACCAAGAUAAUAUUGUCGCCCUACCAAGUCUUCUACAUGUUGAAGAAAAGUGACCCUGAACUUAUCAAACAAUUUGUUUCAAGGCGGGAGCUAUUGUUUCUAUCAUGUUUACCAGUAACUCCUAAUUGCCAUCGUGUUGUAGAAAUUGGAUAUGGGCUUCCAGAUGGACGCCUAACAUUUGAUGACAGAACAAAGGCUUACAAGAGGAUGGUUGAUGUCAGUAGGAGAAUUGAUGACUACCGCCAGCAUCCACAUUUCAGUGUUCUUGCAAGUUCACUUGUCUCAAGCCGGGUUUCAGAAUGCCUAAAGUCAUCCAAGUUGUACUCUAAAAAGGCAGAUGGAGAGACAUCCACAGAUACAUAUGGAAUGAAAUGGCUAAAGGAUGUUGUUCUCAGCAAAAGAUCAGAUAAUGUUUUUAGGAGUAUUAUGGUUGGAGACCCAAAAAUUAAGUUAUGGGAAAUUGGCAUUCCUGAAGAUUUAUCCUCAAGCCUGGUUGUUUCUGAGCACGUCAGUUCUUAUAAUUUUCAAAGUACAAAUCUGAAGUGCAACCUGCACCUUCUAGCCAAGCAAGAACUAUUUAUUCGGCGAAAUGGAAAGCUAAUGUUUCUUCGGAAGGCAGACCAGCUAGAAAUAGGUGACAUUGCCUAUAGACCAUUGCAGGAUGGUGAUAUUAUUCUCAUCAACAGGCCUCCUUCAGUUCAUCAACAUUCAUUGAUUGCAUUAUCUGCAAAAAUUCUACCAAUUCACUCUGUCGUAUCAAUCAAUCCACUAUGCUGUACACCUUUUGCAGGAGAUUUUGAUGGUGAUUGUUUGCAUGGAUAUAUCCCACAAUCUAUACGCUCAAGGGUUGAACUUGAAGAGCUGGUAAGCUUACACAACCAGCUGUUGAAUAUGCAAGACGGUCGAAAUUUGGUGUCACUAACACAUGACUCUCUAGCUGCUGCACAUUUGUUAACAAGUACAGAUGUUUUUCUGAAGAAAUCUGAAUUACAGCAGCUUCAAAUGCUAUGCCUUUCAGUAUCAACACCAGCACCCGCAGUUAUUAAAUCUAUGAAUUUUCAAGGUUCUCUGUGGACUGGUAAACAACUUUUCAGCAUGCUUCUUCCUUCAGGCAUGAAUUUCAGUUGCGAUACGGAGUUACAUAUCAUGGACAGUGAGGUGCUUACCUGCUCACUGGGUUCUUCUUGGCUACAAAAUAACACAUCUGGUCUUUUCUCUGUCAUGUUCAAACAGUAUGGUUGCAAGGCACUUGACUUCCUUUCUUCAGCACAAGAAGUACUAUGUGAGUUCUUAACCAUGAGGGGUUUAAGUGUCUCUCUUUCAGAUCUCUACAUGUUCUCAGACCAUUACUCAAGGAGAAAACUAGCUGAGGGAGUUAAGUUGGCACUGUAUGAAGCUGAAGAAGCUUUUCGAGUCAAGAAAAUAUUGUUAGAUCCAAUUAACAUACCAGUUCUGAAGUGUCACGAUGAAACUGAAGAUGUAACUUACAGACAAUCUGAUUGUAUCCAGAGCAAUCCAUCAGUUAUCAGAUCUUCAAUCAUGGCAUUUAAAGACGUCUUCCGUGAUCUCUUAAAAAUGGUGCAACAACAUGUUAGUAAUGAUAACUCAAUGAUGGUGAUGAUAAAUGCAGGAAGCAAGGGUAGCAUGUUGAAAUAUGCUCAACAAACUGCAUGUAUUGGUCUUCAACUUCCAGCUAGCAAAUUUCCCUUCAGAAUUCCUUCCCAACUCUCAUGUAUUAGCUGGAAUGGACAGAAAUCGUUGAACUAUGAAGCUGAGAGUACUAGUGAACGUGUGGGAGGUCAAAACCUUUAUGCUGUGAUAAAGAAUUCCUUCAUUGAGGGUUUGAAUCCAUUGGAAUGUCUUCUGCACGCUAUAUCUGGCAGGGCAAACUUCUUUAGUGAAAAUGCUGAUGUACCAGGGACAUUGACAAGAAAAUUAAUGUAUCACUUGAGAGAUAUACAUGUUGCCUAUGAUGGAACUGUUAGAAGUUCUUAUGGGCAGCAAAUAGUGCAAUUCUCUUAUGAUAGUGUUGAUGACCUAGUAGAUAAACUCGGCGCCCCGGUUGGAUGUCGGGCUGCUUGUUCCAUUUCAGAAGCUGCAUAUGGAGCUUUGGAACACCCGGUCAAUGGUUUAGAGGACUCCCCUCUCAUGAAUCUACAAGAAGUAUUUAAGUGUCACAAGGCUACAAAUUCAGGGGAUCAUAUUGGUUUGCUUUUCCUGUCAAGGCAUUUGAAGAAGUACAGAUACGGUCUGGAAUAUGCAUCCCUAGAAGUUAAAAACCAUCUUGAGCGAGUGAACUUCUCUGAUUUGGUUGAAACCAUCAUGAUUAUAUACGAUGGACAUGACAAAAUAAGAAACGAAGGAAUGUGGACCACCCAUUUUCAUAUAAACAAGGCAAUGAUGAAGAAAAAAAGAUUAGGAUUGAGAUUUGUUGUAGAUGAACUUGCAAAAGAGUAUGACACCACCAGAGAUCAGCUAAACAACGCAAUCCCAUCAAUUCGUAUCUCAAGGAGAAAAUGUUUAGUAGGUGACGAGGGUGUUAAAAGUUCAUCAUGCUGUAUCGCUGUCGUAGCACAUGCUGAACGCAACUCCAUCUCUCAGUUGGACACUAUCAAGACAAGGGUGAUUCCAAGCAUACUGGAUACACUGCUGAAAGGUUUUUUGGAAUUUAAGGAUGUUGAGAUCCAGUGUCCACAUGAUGGUGAACUUCUUGUUAAAGUUUGUAUGUCUGAGCAUUGUAAAGGGGGGAGGUUCUGGCCUACUCUACAAAAUGCUUGCAUUCCAGUAAUGGAGUUGAUUGACUGGGAGCUGAGUCAACCAAGCAAUGUAUCUGAUAUUUUCUGUUCAUAUGGCAUAGACUCAGCAUGGAAAUACUUUGUUGAAUCCUUGAAAUCAGCGACUACUGAUACUGGGAGGAACAUUCGCCGGGAGCACUUGCUGGUUAUUGCAGAUAGCUUGUCUGUAACUGGGCAGUUCCAUGCAUUAAGCAGUCAAGGUUUAAAGCAGCAGCGCACUCGGUUAUCGAUCUCGUCUCCAUUUUCUGAAGCAUGUUUUUCUAGGCCUGCACAAAGUUUUAUAAAUGCUGCAAAGCAAUGUUCAGUGGACAAUCUGUGUGGAAGUCUCGAUGCAGUUGCUUGGGGCAAAGAGCCUUUCAAUGGGACGUCAGGGCCUUUUGAAAUUAUGCACUCGGGAAAGCCACAUGAACCAGAACAAAAUGAGAGCAUCUAUGAUUUCCUAUGCAGCUCUAAAGUUCGGAAUUUUGAAAAGAAUCAUUUGGAUACCCGUAGACAAAGUACUGAAAAUGCUUCGAUAUGUAGAUUAGCAUGCAAGUCUUCUAAAGGCAGUACGACCGUCAAUGGUGUUGCUAUAACUAUCGACCAGGACUUUCUUCAUGCUAAAGUCAGUAUAUGGGAUAACAUUAUCGAUAUGCGUACUUCCUUACAAAACAUGCUAAGAGAGUACCCGUUAAAUGGAUAUGUGGCGGAGCCAGAUAAAUCACAGUUAAUCGAGGCCCUGAAAUUUCAUUCCAGAGGUGCUGAAAAGAUCGGUGUGGGAGUAAGAGAAAUUAAGAUCGGGUUGAAUCCUAGUCACCCAGGUACAAGGUGCUUCAUUUUGCUGAGAAACGAUGAUACCACUGAAGACUUUUCUUACCACAAGUGUGUUCAGGGUGCUGCAGACUCUAUCUCACCCCAGCUCGGAAGUUAUUUGAAGAAACUAUAUUACAGAGCAUAAGCUUAUGCAACACUCCCACUAGUUCAUUUUUUUAACUAAAACGUGGCAAAUAAAAAAGAACGGAUGGAGUAGGAUUUUGGAAAGUGUUCCUGGCAACAUCUUGUUCUGAUCAGACCAUAUUACCAAUUUCUGAUAAGGAAACUACGUGUCGCAUUUUAAGGAUGAGGUGAAAACUGAAAGGGUCUGGCGCUCAGAACUCAGAAGGUCUUCUGGACUGGAGGUGUAUGUCAACUCAACUCAAUGGGACUAUGUAAGGUGGGCCUGAGUCAUGACUGCGGUUUCAUGCCUGCAAUUCUCUAGUCAGUAGUAUAAAUACUAGUCUGCGUGUUUUCUAAUAUGAAGAUCCAUCUAUUUUAUUACUUAACCAUAGCGUAGAUGAUUGGUAACAGAUAGAUACAUUUUAUUUACUGAUUAAAAUGCAGCAGCGACUCCCCGAACUUAAAACAGGUAAACGGGUGUGGAAACUUAGUGGCUCAUUCAAAACUGUCUAAAAUCGGGUUUGCUCAAACAAAGUGUCGA